CAGAUGAUUAGUUUUUGGUGGUGAUCCAGAUUAAUGAUCAAUCAAUAGUCAAUAAUUUCUGGUUUGGUCCUAGCUUUGUAACAUAAUUUCUGAUUAUGAAGAACAACAUGACACAGGGUAUAUUUCAAAAUAACAGAUGUGGAGGUGAUUUUAUACUCUAUCUUUAAUAUGAAGAGACAGUGUAUACAAUUGAAAACUGAGACAUUAUCAAUAUCCAGUAAGUCAUACUUAAAUUAUGGAAUAAACACAAAGCAAUACAACCAAGUUAAUUUUGAAAUUCUUCCUCAGUAGGCCCUGUAACUCACUAUAGUUUCCUUAUGGAACAUGCUACUUUCAUGUACUGCUUGAGAGACUCUUGGGCAUAAUGACGAAAGGACGUGAAAUGCGGCAUCUUCCAUUGAAGCUAUGUGCAUUCAGGUAAACAUUCGCCCAUUGUCUCAGAUAAGCUGUUUUGAUAGCUCCACAGGAGCCUGAACAGCUUAAUUAUUAUCAAGGAAGGGCGCGCUAUGCCUCAGUGAAUUUAUUUUGUUCUAUUGCAUGGAUAAAGCAAUUUCUCGUGGUCCCUCGUGGUUGCUAUGAUACAGCAUUGCUGCCAUCUUGCAGUUUUGAGCACAUAGGCUUGCGUCAACAUGUGGAAAUUUGUUUCGGGUUUUCAUGAUCUUUUUCCUGUUACCUCAUUAAAACGGGUUCUGGCGUUUGUCUUUACUUGUUAGCAUUUCAAAGAUUGUAUUGAUCUAUGUUGAACUGAUAUACUGUAUACCUGGUUUUAAAGCAAUAUAUCGGCCGAUUCAUGUGUGGUGUCAUUUUCCAAUGAGAGCUGAUAUUGAGAGUAAAGAAAUUAUCAAUUAGCAUCCACAAAUUCGAGCAGACAAUAGCCGGUUAAAUGAUCAUAUAUAUACGUACAGUUCACAGUAGUGUUGAUGUCAACUUUGAUAAAAGGAUAUUGAAAGCAUCCCGCGCGCAUUUUUGUGUGUCACGAAUGCAUUUGUUCUGCCAUAUUGCAACGAGAACCGAUAUUGAGGGUAAAAAAAUACUAAUUAGCAUCCCCAUAUUUGAAAAGACAUAAGCUGGUAAAAUGAAUAUGUAUAUAUAGUUCACAAAAGUGUUGAUGUCAACUUUGAUAAAGGAAUAGUGAAAGGCAUUAUGGGUGCGUUUUUGUGUGUCACAAAUGCAUGUGUAGUGCCAUAUAUUGCAACGAGAGUAAGAAAAUUAAUUAUCAUCCCAAAAAUCGUGCAUAUUUUAGCAAAUUUCGACUAUAGAUAUAUUUUCCUAUCGGAUCAUAGCUAAAAACAAGUAUGCUUCAAUGCAAUUAUACAAUUUUGAAUGCUCAUUUUACGGCAACAAACAAGAUUGCCUUUACCACAUAGGGCAUUUUGAAUUCCUCCAUGAACAAACAUAUCAAAUUCUCAUAUAGCUUCCAAAUUGAUAGAACAAAUUGUACUUAUACUUUAAGUCUAUAAGUUUAUUGUCUCAUCCACCCGAAUGUUUGCCUCACAUUACUCUUUGUAUUAUGCAAUUGUUGGUGACAUGUUUUGUCAGGCUAAAUAUACUCUCUCCAGUAAUACUGUCCUACAUUCCAGGCUGAUGUCUCUUCCAACCUGUUUGAUGUUAAAGCUGAGAUGAAUGGUCAAAUUUAAAUGCUUCACUGCUCAUGUGUAAUAAACCUGCCCUUCAGAGGUAUCAAAAUUUAGGUCAACUGAGGGCUGUGGCUUGUGGGACAGCAGUUGUGUUGGUCUUGUGUAGGUUUCAUUCCAUCACUGCAGUAUUUAGGAAGUGGUUUCUUGGUAAAAUGGGAGCACAACAAUCUCAAAGUUCAGAGCAGAAGUAUAGAGUACAUGUAGAUGGAGAGGAGGGCACUGAGUUCUCUCCCACUAAUCAGUCUGUCCAGCUUGAGGAUGGAAUCCGUGGUUCUUAUUUGGCAGAGCCUGGGAAAUACACAGAAUACUUGUAUGAAGAUGCGAAGACCCUAAAUGAGGGCUUUUUGAGGGGAAUGAAAGUGUCAGAGAAUGGACCUUGUCUUGGCACCAGAACUGGCCCCAACAAGACUUAUGAGUGGAUGAGCUAUGGUGAAGUAUAUGAGAGAGCAAAGAACUUUGGGUGUGGACUGAUCACCAAGGGAAUGAAACCAUGCACAGAAAGCUUUCUAGGAAUAUACUCACAGAACAUUCCAGAGUGGGUGAUUGCAGAGCAGGCAUGUAACAUGUUCUCAAUGGUGACUGUUCCACUGUACGAUACACUUGGAAUGGAGGCAUGCAUUUUUAUCAUUAACCAAACUGAGAUGACUACUGUUGUAUGUGAUAAAGUGGAGAAAGUGACCUCUCUGCUGGAACAUGCUGAACAAAUACCAACAUUACGCCACAUUGUCUAUGUUUCUGAUGUGACAGAAGAUUUGACAGCACAAGCAGCUAAAUACAGCAUAGAGCUGAUUGCUUUUAAAGAACUAGAGGUUCUUGGGCUAAAUAAUUUACAAGAUCCUGUGCCUCCAAGCCCAUCUGAUCUAGCAACAAUCUGUUUCACAAGUGGCACAACAGGAACCCCCAAAGGCGUCAUGUUGAGUCAUGGAAAUAUUAUUGCAAAUGUUGCAGCUGUGUGUAAGGCGGCUGAGUUGGUUGCCAGUCCAGCAGAUAGUCAUAUUUCUUAUCUUCCUCUGGCCCACAUGUUUGAAAGAAACAUGCAGGCUCUAUCUUUUCAAUCAGGAGUGCGGGUAGGUUUUUACCAGGGUGAUGUGAAGUUGCUUAUGGAUGACAUGCAAGCUCUCCAACCCACAUUAUUUCCAGUUGUUCCUCGUUUGCUGAACAGGCUGUAUGACAAGAUUUUAGCUGGAGCAUCAGAAAGCUGGAUUAAACAAUACUUGGUGUCUAAGGCUUUGGAAAGUAAGAGCGCAGAAGUAAAAAGGGGCAUUAUUAGAAAGGAUAGCAUAUGGGAUACACUAGUUUUCAGAAAGGUUCAAGAUUUGCUGGGUGGUAAUGUCCGUUUUGUAGUAACUGGGUCAGCUCCGCUUGCACAGAAUGUUAUCAACUUUGCUCGAUGUGCUUUUGGAUGUCCAUUAUAUGAGGCUUAUGGUCAGACUGAAGCUACAGCUGGAGUUACAGUGACUAUUCCAAGAGCUCCAGUUUUAGGUAUUAAUGUGGGGCCACCAAUUCCCUGUAACAUUGUCAAGUUGAUAGAUGUGCCAGAUAUGGGAUACUUUUCCAAAGAUGGAAAAGGAGAGGUAUGUGUGAAGGGAUCUAACCUGAUGAUGGGAUAUUUCAAGGAGCCAGAAAAGACCAAAGAAGCUAUUGAUGAAGAUGGCUGGUUACAUACAGGGGACAUUGGGGAAUGGACACUAAAUGGAGCUUUAAGGAUCAUAGACAGAAAGAAACACAUCUUUAAGCUGGCUCAGGGAGAAUACAUUGCACCAGAGAAGAUUGAGAAUAUUUAUGUCCGCAGCCCUCUGGUGGCACAAAUGUUUGUUGAUGGAAACAGUCUUCAGUCCUGUAUAGUUGGCAUAGCUGUUCCAGAUCCAGAGGUCUUGCCUGCUUGGAUCAAGAAACAAAAUAUCACAGGGUCCACAAUGGAGGAAUGGUGCAAGAAUGAUGUCCUGAAAGAUGCCAUUUUGAAUGACAUUUUGGAAUGUGGAAAGAAGGCAGGUCUUCACUCCUUUGAACAGGUGAAGGAUAUCUUCCUUUAUCCUGAGUUGUUUUCAGUGGAGAAUGAUCUGCUAACACCCACAUUCAAAGCCAAGAGGCCACUACUCCGCAAACAUUUUGCUAAACAAAUUGAAGAAAUGUAUGAAAAAUUGUCUUAAGGUGUAAUUGACAUACAAUUUAAUUUUUGCUUUUCAAAUGGGAAUCAUAUGCGGUAGCCCAAACUCUCCUGACUUGGCAUAAAAUCAAGAGGGAUUGCUUGGAUAUAGUCUCAGAUACCGAUAUAGUCUUGUAUGCAAAUACACAGCACUGAAAGUCUCACUUAUGGCUGUCUCUGAUGAUCCCCAUUCUAACAUACCUCUUCCAUCCCUAUUGCUCUUCAAAAACUUUGUACCAUGGCCUGGAGUUUUAGAUACUUAGAUGAACUUGAUAACUACAUUGAUUCAGAAGGGAAAUUUCAUCUACUUGGGCCUCACACCUGUUCAUAAACUAAAUGCACAAGAGCAGAAAGACUGCCCUCUUGUUUGCAGUGUGUUUUCAACUAGUCAUCUAUGUUUGCAAAGAUCAACACUUGUGGUUAAUUCAUGUGGCCCAAUUUCUGAAGAUUUCAGUAAAAAUCUAUGCAUUUUUGACUGACUGGUUGUUAGAUUCAUUUUUCAAAUUCCUUGUAAACUAGCAGAUAUAUGCAGUAUACAUGUAAUGGUAACCUUUUGUGCGUUAUCUUAUAUACUUUUGGAUUGUGUACUUUAUUACAUAACAAGAUAGAUUAUAGAUUCAUUUUUAUGCCAAAGCAUUAUUUUAUGUACAACAUUAUUAAGUUUUGAUAUAGUAAUAUUAGAUCUAUGUUUCUUAGAAUUUAUAUGUAAAGUUUCAGAAACAUUCCUUAAAUCUGACUUGUCAGAACUUUUGAUAGCCUUUUUUUGGUUAUUGAUAACACAACAUUAUAUAGGGAAAGAUGGUUAUUUAUUUAGUGCAGGGGUGUUUUAAUGUACCAUUAACAAUUGCCAUAGUAGUUGCGUUUUCAUGAAAUAUUGUACCAUGGUCAAAUAAACGUUCAUAAUUAUGCAUAUUAAUGUAAAGCAGGUAAUGCAAUUAAAUUUAUCAAGAUGUGGGAGAUGCAGUUUCCUUUAACAAAUUUACCUUAUAAUUAAUGAAAAUAAUCAUAUGUAAUUUGGAAGUAAAAGUUAGAUAAUGCAUGUUCUAUAAAAGAGUGCUUUAAGUAAUUGAAACAUUAUAAUAAUAUCUACUGAGUACAUAAAAAUAUUGGUAUCUAAGAUAUGAGAUCGAUACUUUAGGGCUACUUGAACUUGCUGGUUUAUUCAUUAAAAUGUAUGGGUGCUUAAAGGACAAAGUCGAUCUUUGCAUAUCUAAGAGGGUCCCAUUGGGUAUUUUCAUUACCCAUGAAAGCUACUUUCUUUAGCAUGAUUUGUGAAACGCCCCAUUCCCAUGACUCUUGCAUGCAGCUUUUUACUCUCCAACCUUUGUGAAACAAAGUCAUUAUACCCAGUGAUCCAUGAUUUUCAGGAUUUUUGAAACACAUUAUCAGUGAAAUAUGAAUUAAGUAUUAUUUACUGUGAUUUAUGAAUUGAUGAUCUUAUUUCCUGGGAAUUGUAAUUUCUACUCCCCCCAAAGGGACCCUCGUCUAACAGUCCAGCUUGGUUUUGGAACAUAAUUUCUGACUGUGCCUUAGAGUAUUCAAGUGUUAAUAAAAUACAUCCAGUUAAAACUUUUCUGUACUGUACUACAUAGUAUUUAAUUUUUCUUCCCUUUGCACCUCAAAGUUUAAAACUAACCUCUACCAGAGAGGCAGAUAUUAUAGGCAGAUUUUCCAGAAGUCACCCUGUAACUUUUGGCCAGAUGGAAGCAAUUAAAUCUGCAUGGGCAGAUGGCAUUAUACCGUUCUGUAGGGAGCUACUACAGGAUAUUCCUCAGUUAACUUCAAUCUGAAGUAACAAGCUAUUCAGAAGGGGCUAUUUUUAUCUGUCAUAAAAGAGCAAGUGAUUAAAAUUGGGGCAAUUAACUGUUUUGAUUGCUGUCAAGGGGACUUGGCUUGGGCCUGUUGUGGCAGUGCCUGAGCAGUUAUGCAAACAUUUAACAACCAUGUAAUCAUCCUUGGGAUUUCAUUACAGGGUGACAGAGAACCAAAUGACCAUCUAUUUAUCUAAAGACAUAUAUCUGUGACUAUCUUGUGAAAAAUCUAUCUGUUGCCCUGGUAGAGGCUAGUUUAAAACCAUACAUAUAUGUAGUUUAUAUUUGAUAUUUUGAAUAAAAGAUAAUAUAUCAUU
Molecule: messenger RNA, 5911 nt
Organism: Lingula anatina
Lineage: Eukaryota; Metazoa; Brachiopoda; Lingulata; Lingulida; Lingulidae
Product: long-chain-fatty-acid--CoA ligase 5
Biological process (GO): fatty acid metabolic process
Cellular component (GO): endoplasmic reticulum; membrane
Molecular function (GO): long-chain fatty acid-CoA ligase activity
Source: RefSeq, a predicted model, not a curated record